Messenger RNA from Aureobasidium melanogenum CBS 110374, 1023 nucleotides. RefSeq names its product CNVH-domain-containing protein. The transcript is spliced from 2 exons. The coding region runs from base 1 to 1023 and encodes 340 amino acids. The record is from RefSeq and is a predicted model, not a curated record. Lineage: Eukaryota; Fungi; Ascomycota; Dothideomycetes; Dothideales; Saccotheciaceae.
AUGUCAUACAACAACUACAACAACAACUACGGUGGUGAAGCUCAAGGCUACUACGGUGGUGGCCAGCAGCAGCAGGGCUAUGGAGCCCCACCAAACCAGUAUGGUGAAGACCAGCGCUACGGCGGUCAUCAACAACACAACAACCAAUACGGUGGUCCUCAGCAAGGCCAGUACGACCAAGGCUACGGACAGCAGGGCGGCUACCAAUCCCACCAACAAGGCUAUGGUCAGCCUCAGCAACCCUUGACUGAUCGCGACGAAUACCCCUCUCAAACACACGGCGGCUACGGCGGCAACACUUCCUACCAAGGUGGUGAAUCUGCCCCUUAUGCACCAAACCAACCUUCGUAUGGUGGCCAGCCUGGAGUUGAAGGCGACCGUGGCUUGAUGGGUGCUCUUGCUGGCGGUGCUGCUGGAGCCUAUGGAGGCCACAAGAUGAAUCACGGCUUCCUUGGUGCCAUUGGUGGUGCCUUUGCUGGCUCCAAGCUCGAAGACUUUGGCAAAGAACAUCAUAAGAAGAAGGAGGAAGAGAAAUACGCACAACAACAUCAAGGCUACGGACCUCCCGGUAACUACGGCAGACCCGGCAGAAGAGACAGCAGUUCCAGCUCCAGCAGCGACGAUAGCAAGAAGCACGGUAGAAGACGCUCUCGCUCAAACUCGCGCGACCGUGGAUUUAACCAGUCUUCUAGACGAGGCAACUUCAGCGAAACUUCGCGCGAUAUCUCACUCGACUACAACACCAUGGCUCUCAAAGCCUUCUGUAGACGCACCGAUGGCUCCGAGCACGAAUCUUAUCUGCAUCUCAACGAGAUCAUUGGCAACCGCGACGGCAGACUCGUUUGGGAAAGACAUGGAAACUUCACAGGCAGCGUCCAGGAGGGCAAGAUCUGGUUGGCCGAGGGUGGAAGAGCUCUGUGUGCUGUAGUCGGUGAUGGACGUGGUCGCUGGAACGAGCAUGCCUCGAUUGAGCUGGACGAAAGAAUUACCAACGAGAACGGUCAGUUGGUAUACUUGGGCUAG